Molecule: messenger RNA, 922 nt
Organism: Lindgomyces ingoldianus
Lineage: Eukaryota; Fungi; Ascomycota; Dothideomycetes; Pleosporales; Lindgomycetaceae
Exons: 3
Coding region: 137-832 (231 amino acids)
Source: RefSeq, a predicted model, not a curated record
AACAGAAACAUUCAUUUCCUAUGCACGUCGCUGCAGCUCAUUCCGCAUUCGUCUUCGUUUCUUGCUCUUUCCCCUCUGGCCGAAGUUUGCUCGACCCCUAAUUAUCUGCUGAGUGAGCCAUCUGUCCAUAUUUAUCAUGGACAACCAUCGCCUUGUUCUACUUUGGGGCCUUCCAACCUCUUUUGUGAACCUACCGCUCAUUCAUCCGUUUACCUUGACUAGUAUUCCGUUACCACCGUCGAUGCCAAUGGACGAUCUCCGUCGAUCUCUACCAAAUUCGCCAUACGACAUGGAUCCUCGAGAUCCUCGGAAUAUGAGUGCUCCCUUCGAUAACUACAGGAUGAGCUUGGAUGGGCCUGACUACUUCGGGGCGAUGGGCGUGGGACCGUACCGGAGUCGAUCACAGCCUGGCGGACCGUUUCCACCACCUAGACUUGAUUCGGACAUGAUGAUGAAGCAUGAUCAGCAGCAGAUUGACGAUCUGGUGCGGAGAACCAACUUGAUGGUCCAAUUCGUCAAUGGUCAUAUUACCCACGCAGGGCGAUACUGCCAGCUGCAGCCGAAGAUGUGCAGCGAUGCGAAAUUCCCCACCGAAUUCAGGGUUCCUAGGACUGUUGAGGAAGUCAAGGUUAUGGACCCUUCAACACUCGAUCGCAUACUGCGAGCCUACGGAUUACCUACUGACCUUCGCUCUCUCCGUAUGACGUCUCAAGAUACCGUAAGCCCGCGAACCGCACACCAGGCCAAGCUGUGUACAUUGUUCGAUUUCUUAGGAGCGACACAAAUAUCGGAAAGACAAAGGAUGAGACACACACCAUGUCUGUCAUACUGAAAGCAAUGGCUUUUUACACAUCGCUCGAAACUUAUUUCAUACCUGGAUUUUCUCUGCUUACGCUUUUAGAAUGUUUUUCGGUCUUAGCAU